AUGACGCCAGAAGCCAUGUUCGGCCUCCUACAGGCAUUCCCAUUCACCCGGAGACUGGCACUGGUGGGUAGUUGUAUGGAGGUGAACGGGGGUGGAGAUGUGUUCCGUGCAGUCGAUUCGGGAGAGAUUGUGGAUUUUCCGAUCAGCACGUCAGGCAUGCACGAGACGGUUCAACACUUCGAGGUAUUGGUGGUGCAUUUUUAUGUGUUGCCGGAUGACGACAUAGUCAUGUUGAGUCGGUGGCUAUCGAGAGCUUCUAAGCUGACAGCAUUAUAUGUGAAGGCAACAAAUGACACGGAUAUUUUAGCAACACAGAAGCUGGUGAGCAACUGCACCGAUACGUUGAAGAAGCUGAACAUUCAUAUAUAUGAUGGCGGAUUAUGGUCUGUCUCAUUAGAUCUGAAAGCAUGCCAGUGUCUGCAGAGCCUGAGCAUAUCCUGCACCGAUUGUUAUGGGCAUAUGCUGGUCGAUAUACUUGGAAGUGUCAAGCUUGCUGGGGCUGGUGCAGGCGCGAAUCUGCUGCAGAUAAAUUUGUCUAUCCAUAUGCGGACAUGGAUCUAUCCAAAUUAUCACGAGCAGAUCACAAAAAUGUACAGAAGUUUGGCGGAGGGCAUCCUUGGGAUAUCACGAACUGGGGAUAAUGCUCUUGUUAGAGUGUCGGUUAUGCACAGGAGCGAUUUGGACUGGACUAGAACCAAAUUCAAGGACGAGACAGACUAUAGGGACUGGAUUAAAUCAGAUUGUUUCAAAGAAGCGGUGAAGGUAAUGGGGGGGAGAUUCAUGGUGAAGGUAGCAAGCAAGUAG
Messenger RNA from Desarmillaria tabescens, 804 nucleotides. RefSeq lists its product as uncharacterized. The transcript is spliced from 2 exons. NCBI's taxonomy places the organism in Eukaryota, Fungi, Basidiomycota, Agaricomycetes, Agaricales, Physalacriaceae. The coding region runs from base 1 to 804 and encodes 267 amino acids. The record is from RefSeq and is a predicted model, not a curated record.